Xenia sp. Carnegie-2017 is the source of this 712-nucleotide messenger RNA. RefSeq lists its product as uncharacterized. Bases 1 to 657 code for a protein of 218 amino acids. The transcript is spliced from 6 exons. The record is from RefSeq and is a predicted model, not a curated record. Lineage: Eukaryota; Metazoa; Cnidaria; Anthozoa; Malacalcyonacea; Xeniidae.
AUGUAUUUAAUUGGAGAAAAUCAAAAUGCUAAAGUUUAUGAUGGGAAAGAAUUUUUCCUCAAAAUUUACAGACAUAAACUAAACAUGUUGAGCUGUGUUAUUCCUGAGCUUGAUGAAGGAAAUAUCUGUCCUGCUUGUACCAAAAUUGAGCUAUGCAGUUUAUGUUCUCCAAAAUUAGAGAAAGAUAAUGCUGAUAAUCCUGCACUCAAAAUAAACAUAUUGUAUGAUGUUGCAUGCAUGUUGGUGAAACACUUACAGUUUGUUUGUUACAAAAAGAAUUUGGAGGAUCCGAUUGUUGACAUUUUUCAAUUUUCAAUUCCAAUUUUUCACUGCUAUGGGCAUGUUGGACGAUGCCAAGUUAAAUUUAGUCCCCGACGGGAAGAAGGAUUUGGCCUAACUGACGGUGAGAUGUUGGAGAGAUUGUGGGCUUACAUUCGCAAAUUUAGCAGAAUGACUAAAGAAAUACGUCCAAGUCAGAGAGUUGAUGUACUCAGUGAUGCUCUUUUACAUUAUGGAAAGAAAACGAAGAUUAAUUUAGGCAAUUUGCUGAUGGCAAGGAUGAAGCGAGCUGUUGACGUGAAAGAAACUGCAAAAUUAGAUAUUGAAAAGUUAUGCAGGUGCUUUCCGUGUGAGUAUAUGUUUGUAUUUGCUGUGUGAUUAUAUUUGACUCCGAUUUUGGAUAUGAACUAUUUACGACUCACAUGAAAGCAGU